Messenger RNA from Cajanus cajan (pigeon pea), 952 nucleotides. RefSeq lists its product as uncharacterized. The record is from RefSeq and is a predicted model, not a curated record. NCBI's taxonomy places the organism in Eukaryota, Viridiplantae, Streptophyta, Magnoliopsida, Fabales, Fabaceae.
UUUCACACGCGGACAGCCAGAAAACAGACAUUUCACCUUUUUGAAAGCCCUCUAAACUAACCCCUUAGUUUGCUCUUUAAGAAAGUGAACAUUUCCCUUCUCCCAAGAGUGAUCUUGCUCUCUAAGAGGUGCACCAUGGCUCCCCUUUGAGAUUGUACAACACCACCACCACCAAGCCAAAAACUAGUGAGAGAGAAUAAGAUAGCAAAUUCAUGGAGGUUCAAUCUCCUUCAGUGAAACGCCACUAUGACAUCACCAUGUCAAGAAGAACAAGGAAACAGUUUCCACUGCAAGGCAAUGAUCACAAACCCAUAUCAGCAAUGGAUCAUGAUGCAAAAACAAAGGAUGCCACAGUGGAAAAAACUGCUCAAACCAUUGCUGAGGUGAAAGGUGGUGGUGAGAGUGAUCACAAAAGCUUGAAGCAACUCAUCAUAGGAGAUGAUGACCAAGAGGCAAAGAAGGGUGGUAAUAGUGAUGAGAGAAGCAAAGGAUCAAGAAACUCACUUGGUGAACAUUUCAGUGAGGAUCAUCUUCAGCUGGUUCGGAUGCAACAGAAGGAAAACCUUCAAGGUUUGAAAUUCAAGAAGUUGGUGCGUCGUUAUGCAAAGGUUUUGGGGCAUCUGAUGAAGGCUAAGCGUGACCCUCAUUUAGGUGAUUCUGCCAAAAAACCUGUUUUCAAGUUAUCUGCAUAGGAAAAUUUUUGGUUUUAAUUACUAGAUGGUGGUGAUUUAAUUUGGUUCAUCUACUUUCUAUGUAUUAUUAUGUGCUUAUAUUUUGGCCAACAAAAUAUCUUAAAUUUCUCCAUCUCAUGUUAUUCUUAUCUUUUGUGUAUCCUUAUUAAUUCAUGCAUAUGGUUUAUAUUAUAUAAAUAUGUAUUAAUUGUAUCAUUCAAAUAUGAUCUUAAUAUGAUAGUUUCUAAUUAGUACCAAUGUACCAUAGUAUCUUCUUGUAA